ACUGGGCGGUGGGGCUAGUGAGAGCCGGGCUCGGUCGCUCGCCUGCGUCCUGGACUCUCGAGCCUUUCCCGCCUUGGGCUGCUCCUUGCUCAGCCUCACAGCGGCUCAUCUUCCACAUACAGUGGGGAAACUGAGGCCCAGGCACCGGGAGGAGUUCCUGCCAGUUCACUCUGUAGCAGGACAAGCCGCAGACAAGAACCCCUCAGACACCGAAUUGUAGAAGGAAAGGGCUUUAUUUAGUGGUGAGCAUCGGCAGACUCACGUCUCCAAAAACCGAGCUCUCUGAAGUUGUCUUCAGGCUUUGGAGCCACAGGCCGUGUCUUCUUACUUGAGCCCUGGUGCUCCCUUAAAAGGCCGCCCUCCUUCUCCUGGCUUCCAGAGGCAGAGGCAGAGGCAGAGGCAGAGGCGGGCUGCAGGCGGCAUCCUACACCUGGAGCUGCUGGUGGCCGUGGGCCCCGAUGUCUUCCAGGCUCACCAGGAGGACACAGAGCGCUACGUGCUCACCAACCUCAACAUCGGGGCAGAACUGCUUCGGGACCCGUCCCUGGGGGCUCAGUUUCGGGUGCACCUGGUGAAGAUGGUCAUUCUGACAGAGCCUGAGGGUGCUCCAAAUAUCACAGCCAACCUCACCUCGUCCCUGCUGAGCGUCUGUGGGUGGAGCCGGACCAUCAACCCUGAGGACGACACGGAUCCUGGCCAUGCUGACCUGGUCCUCUAUAUCACUAGGUUUGACCUGGAGUUGCCUGAUGGUAACCGGCAGGUGCGGGGCGUCACCCAGCUGGGCGGUGCCUGCUCCCCAACCUGGAGCUGCCUCAUUACCGAGGACACUGGCUUCGACCUGGGAGUCACCAUCGCCCAUGAGAUUGGGCACAGCUUCGGCCUGGAGCACGACGGCGCGCCCGGCAGCGGCUGCGGCCCCAGCGGACACGUGAUGGCUUCGGACGGCGCCGCGCCCCGCGCCGGCCUCGCCUGGUCCCCCUGCAGCCGCCGGCAGCUGCUGAGCCUGCUCAGGACGGGCGCGCUGCGUGUGGGACCCGCCGCGGCCUCAACCCGGGUCCGCGGGGCACCCGCCGGAUGCGCAGCCUGGCCUCUACUACAGCGCCAACGAGCAGUGCCGCGUGGCCUUCGGCCCCAAGGCUGUCGCCUGCACCUUCGCCAGGGAGCACCUGGUGAGUCUGCCGGCGGUGGCCUGGGAUUGGCUGUGAGGUCCCUCCGCAUCACCCAGCUCACGUCCCCCCAAACGUGCAUGGAUAUGUGCCAGGCCCUCUCCUGCCACACAGACCCGCUGGACCAAAGCAGCUGCAGCCGCCUCCUCAUUCCUCUCCUGGAUGGGACAGAAUGUGGCGUGGAGAAGUGGUGCUCCAAGGGUCGCUGCCGCUCCCUGGUGGAGCUGACCCCCAUAGCAGCAGUGCAUGGGCGCUGGUCUAGCUGGGGUCCCCAAAGUCCUUGCUCCCGCUCCUGUGGAGGAGGUGUGGUCACCAGGAGGCGGCAGUGCAACAACCCCAGACCUGCCUUUGGGGGGCGUGCAUGUGUUGGUGCUGACCUCCAGGCCGAGAUGUGCAACACUCAGGCCUGCGAGAAGACCCAGCUGGAGUUCAUGUCGGAACAGUGUGCCAGGACCGACGGCCAGCCGCUGCGCUCCUCCCCUGGCGGUGCCUCCUUCUACCACUGGGGUGCUGCUGUACCACACAGCCAAGGGGAUGCUCUGUGCAGACACAUGUGCCGGGCCAUUGGCGAGAGCUUCAUCAUGAAGCGUGGAGACAGCUUCCUCGAUGGGACCCGGUGUAUGCCAAGUGGCCCCCGGGAGGACGGGACCCUGAGCCUGUGUGUGUCGGGCAGCUGCAGGACAUUUGGCUGUGACGGCAGGAUGGACUCCCAGCAGGUAUGGGACAGGUGCCAGGUGUGUGGUGGGGACAACAGCACGUGCAGCCCACGGAAGGGCUCUUUCACAGCUGGCAGAGCGAGAGAAUAUGUCACAUUUCUGACAGUUACCCCCAACCUGACCAGUGUCUACAUUGCCAACCACAGGCCUCUCUUCACACACUUGGCGGUGAGGAUCGGAGGGCGCUAUGUCGUGGCUGGGAAGAUGAGCAUCUCCCCUAACACCACCUACCCCUCCCUCCUGGAGGAUGGUCGUGUCGAGUAUAGAGUGGCCCUCACCGAGGACCGGCUGCCCCACCUGGAGGAGAUCCGCAUCUGGGGACCCCUGCAGGAAGAUGCUGACAUCCAGGUUUACAGGCGGUAUGGCGAGGAGUAUGGCAACCUCACCCGCCCAGACAUCACCUUCACCUACUUCCAGCCUAAGCCACGGCAGGCCUGGGUGUGGGCCGCUGUGCGUGGGCCCUGCUCGGUGAGCUGUGGGGCAGGGCUGCGCUGGGUAAACUACAGCUGCCUGGACCAGGCCAGGAAGGAGUUGGUGGAGACUGUCCAGUGCCAAGGGAGCCAGCAGCCACCAGCGUGGCCAGAGGCCUGCGUGCUCGAACCCUGCCCUCCCUACUGGGCGGUGGGAGACUUCGGCCCAUGCAGCGCCUCCUGUGGGGGCGGCCUGCGGGAGCGGCCAGUGCACUGCGUGGAGGCCCAGGGCAGCCUCCUGAAGACAUUGCCCCCAGCCCGGUGCAGAGCAGGGGCCCAGCAGCCAGCUGUGGCGCUAGAAACCUGCAACCCCCAGCCCUGCCCUGCCAGGUGGGAGGUGUCAGAGCCCAGCUCAUGCACAUCAGCUGGUGGAGCAGGCCUGGCCUUGGAGAACGAGACCUGUGUGCCAGGGGCAGAUGGCUUGGAGGCUCCAGUGACUGAGGGGCCUGGCUCCGUAGAUGAGAAGCUGCUUGCCCCUGAGCCCUGUGUCGGGAUGUCAUGCCCUCCAGGCUGGGGCCAUCUGGAUGCCACCUCUGCAGGGGAGAAGGCUCCCUCCCCAUGGGGCAGCAUCAGGAUGGGGGCUCAAGCCGCACACAUGUGGACCCCUGCGGCGGGGUCGUGCUCCGUCUCCUGCGGGCGAGGUCUGAUGGAGCUGCGUUUCCUGUGCAUGGACUCUGCCCUCAGGGUGCCUGUCCAGGAAGAGCUGUGUGGCCUGGCAAGCAAGCCUGGGAGCCGGCGGGAGGUCUGCCAGGCUGUCCCGUGCCCUGCUCGGUGGCGGUACAAGCUGGCGGCCUGCAGCGUGAGCUGUGGGGGAGGGGUCGUGCGGAGGAUCCUGUAUUGUGCCCGGGCCCAUGGGGAGGAUGAUGGUGAGGAGAUCCUGUUGGACACCCAGUGCCAGGGGCUGCCUCGCCCGGAAGCCCAGGAGGCCUGCAGCCUGGAGCCCUGCCCUCCUAGGUGGAAAGUCAUGUCCCUUGGCCCAUGUUCGGCCAGCUGUGGCCUUGGCACUGCUAGACGCUCGGUGGCCUGUGUGCAGCUCGACCAAGGCCAGGACGUGGAGGUGGAUGAGGCGGCCUGUGUGGCGCUGGUGCGGCCCCAGGCCAGUGUCCCCUGUCUCAUUGCUGACUGCACCUACCGCUGGCAUGUUGGCACCUGGAUGGAGUGCUCUGUUUCCUGUGGGGAUGGCAUCCAGCGCCGGCGUGACACCUGCCUCGGACCCCAGGUCCAGGCGCCUGUGCCGGCUGAUUUCUGCCAGCACUUGCCCAAGCCGGUGACUGUGCGUGGCUGCUGGGCUGGGCCCUGUGUGGGACAGGGUACGCCCAGCCUGGUGCCCCACGAAGAAGCCGCUGCUCCAGGACGGACCACAGCCACCCCUGCUGGUGCCUCCCUGGAGUGGUCCCAGGCCCGGGCCCUGCUCUUCUCCCCGGCUCCCCAGCCUCGGCGGCUCCUGCCCGGGCCCCAGGAAAACUCAGUGCAGUCCAGUGCCUGUGGCAGGCAGCACCUUGAGCCAACAGGAACCAUUGACAUGCGAGGCCCAGGGCAGGCAGACUGUGCAGUGGCCAUUGGGCGGCCCCUCGGGGAGGUGGUGACCCUCCGCGUCCUUGAGAGUUCUCUCAACUGCAGUGCGGGGGACAUGUUGCUGCUCUGGGGCCGGCUCACCUGGAGGAAGAUGUGCAGGAAGCUGUUGGACAUGACUUUCAGCUCCAAGACCAACACGCUGGUGGUGAGGCAGCGCUGCGGGCGGCCAGGAGGCGGGGUGCUGCUGCGGUAUGGGAGCCAGCUUGCUCCUGAAACCUUCUACAGAGAAUGUGACAUGCAGCUCUUUGGGCCCUGGGGUGAAAUCGUGAGCCCCUCGCUGAGUCCAGCCACGAGUAAUGCAGGGGGCUGCCGGCUCUUCAUUAAUGUGGCUCCGCACGCACGGAUUGCCAUCCAUGCCCUGGCCACCAACAUGGGCGCUGGGACCGAGGGAGCCAAUGCCAGCUACAUCUCGAUCCGGGACACCCACAGCUUGAGGACCACAGCGUUCCAUGGGCAGCAGGUGCUCUACUGGGAGUCAGAGAGCAGCCAGGCUGAGAUGGAGUUCAGCGAGGGCUUCCUGAAGGCUCAGGCCAGCCUGCGGGGCCAGUACUGGACCCUCCAAUCAUGGGUACCGGAGGUGCAGGACCCUCAGUCCUGGAAGGGAAAGGAAGGAACCUGAGGGUCAUUGAACAUUUGUUCCGUGUCUGGCCAGCCCUGGAGGGUUGACCUCUGGUCUCAGUGCUUUCCAAUUCGAACUUUUUCCAAUCUUAGGUAUCUACUUUAGAGUCUUCUCCAAUGUCCAAAAGGCUAGGGGGUUGGAGGUGGGGACUCUGGAAAAGCAGCCCCCAUUUCCUCGGGUACCAAUAAAUAAAACAUGCAGGCUGA
Messenger RNA from Pan troglodytes (chimpanzee), 4752 nucleotides. It is a transcript of the gene ADAMTS13, whose product is annotated as ADAM metallopeptidase with thrombospondin type 1 motif 13. Gene Ontology annotation, molecular function: metalloendopeptidase activity. NCBI's taxonomy places the organism in Eukaryota, Metazoa, Chordata, Mammalia, Primates, Hominidae. The transcript is spliced from 29 exons. Gene Ontology annotation, biological process: extracellular matrix organization; proteolysis. The coding region runs from base 578 to 4546 and encodes 1322 amino acids. The record is from RefSeq and is a predicted model, not a curated record. Gene Ontology annotation, cellular component: extracellular matrix.